AUGCAAAAAGGGAUACAUGAGGGCCAAGAGCAAGCAGAACGGGCAAUUCAGACGACUCAGUUCCUCUCAGAGACACUUGUCGAUAUUGCGAAGCGUGGCUUUCAUCCUCCACACCUUCAUCUUCGCACCCAUCAAUCUCACUCAUUUCGACUUCGCCAUUCAAGACUUGCUGCGCAGGUUGCAGACAGACGGGGAGCUGGAUUGGGUACAGAGGCGGGGUCUACGGGCAGUGCAUCUGACCUUCCCCUACCUGACUUCGAAGUGCGCUGUCUCGGGCCUUGGACCUCCACCACAGCGGACGGUCGGCAGGAUGUAGCCCACUGGAAACAAGGGACCACCCAACACCUUCUGUCCACCUCACCUCAGCUCGCCUUCACCACUCGCCGUCGGCUAGGAGACAGACAAAUCACGCUGGAAAGCAGAAACACUGAGAAAAGGACGUCUGCCAUUGAAGCCAAAUCAAUCAUCUCCCGGCGUGGAGCCAAUUUUCCGCUGCAAAUCAAUCAAACGUCCAUCACCCAUCAAUCACGCAAGCCAGGAGAAUUGCCAACAACCUCUUCAAUGCCCUCCAUCUCCAACCUCGCAAGGGCGAUCCUCCCAGCUUCUAUAAGUGCCCUUCAGAAGUUGGCCUCUUCUCCAGUCCAGCACAACCGUUCGCGCUCCCAGGGGGUUUCCACCUGCGCCUUCUACGGGCACCAAAUCGUCAAAGGAUUUCACUACAGACCGAGUGGUCGCCAAAGAUUCCGCACUUCUACAAGUCAAUCUCACAUCAACACUCCAUACACAAACCAUACACGCAGCCUUGCCAUACCCAUGCCGUUCCUGAUUGCUAACCAACUUUUACAGUCCUCUCCAGGCAAGAGAAAACACGAUCGCCCUCCAUCAUUCCCCUACCAUCAGAAUUCUGUGUCUUCGGCGCAUUCACCACACCACAAUCCCUGCCACCUCGACGCAUUCAGACUAGUGCAUUCCAUCCCUCACCCGCUGCCACAUCAAGGUAAGCUGCAAGCUCACGGCCGUGCGUCUUCUUCCACAACGGAGGAAGAGGCCGAUAUAAUGCAAAACUGGCAACAAAAUGGCCAGACGGGUUCUGCUCAAGGUCACAAUAAUAUGUGGUCGGGCUCAUAUGCGUUCCCUGAUGGAUCCAACCAGUUCGAUGCCACCCAAAAUUGGCAGCAUCAAAUCCCUAACCAAAAUGCUUUCCCACAACUUGCCCCACGGGGCGGAGGCAACACCAACGAGAAUAAUCUCUAUGCUUCACCACAUCAAGGCCAUGCUGCUGUAGCCAACGACCACAACGGCAUGUCAACAUUGAACCACAGCAAUUUCCAUGGUGGCCAUGGCCAAUUUUCUCUUGACACUGCUUACACAGACGCUGGCCAAGAAGACACUUUGGCUAGUCUAAGUGAAUUUUCCCAAGACUUAUACGGCCAGCCAAGCAAAGCCGAUUUCAACAACGCCAACAUCGACAACCUCAACCAUGGUCAUACGCCUGACUUUACACAGCAACAAUUUCAGUACAACGGCCAGGCCAACCAGCUGUUCAACGGAAAUGUUCCCCAAUAUACCGAGGCUCAACUCAUGCCUCAGCAUGGUCACCAGUCCCAGGCACAACUACAGCAGCGCUUCGACUCUGUUCCCCAGUCUUUCUCACCCGCCCCUCAGAGCUAUGUUCCAUCACCUCAACAACAUCAGGCCCAGCCUGAGAGAGUCUUUUCUCAAUCACCUCAUCCCUUUCAGGGGCAGCCGCCUCGUCAACAGAACAGCCAGGGAUUUUCCACUCAGACGCCUCCGCCAUCUUUCCAACAAACCCAACCGCCGCAAUAUCAGCAGAGCAAGUUUGUCCCUCAGCAAAUGUCCUAUGCUCAGCCUGUAGCAAGAUCGCCUUUUCAGCCCGUUGCUGCAAGGCAAAUGCCUAGUCAGGACUCGGCACCUCAGCCAUCCCCACAGCCCCAGCAACAGCAGCCUAUACAUCAGGCCAAUUCAGUACCUUCACCAGCACCAGCUCGUCAACUUCAGCCACAACAGCCGCAACCGCAGCAGCAGCAGCAGCAGCACAAUCAGCAACAGCAUCAUCAGUUGCAGCCAUCACAACCCCAGCUCAUCGCUGCAGCACCCGCUUCUCAACCCGGGACGCCUAUCAUUGACCCUGCACUGCAACCUGAGCCGACGCCGCAGAAGAAGCGCAAGCGUGUUGUCAAGAAGGAGCCUGAACCUGAACAAGCCGACUCUCCUGGCGAUGCGACCGUUAAGAAGGGAGAAGAUGGAGAAACACUGGUCUUGCCUUCUAGUACCGAGGAGGAAAUGGCUCUUCUGGCACAAUUCAAGAAACGCAACGCCACAUCCAAGAAGCAAUUCCCUCCAAUCCCCGGAGCUUCGUAUCUUGUUGCUACUGGCUCAGCCAAGUUGAUCCCGCCCAAGAGUUACGACCGACUCGCGCCUCUGGUCGCGUUGCCAUCGCCCAAUGGAAGACGCAUUUUGCCCGAACUCCGUCCCGAUCUUCCAUGCGAGAUUCAAGGGAGAUUCAUGGAAAAUUACAGGCCAUCCCCGAACUUUGUCGGAAAGCCGGAUGACCGCGAGACAGAGGCAAGACCCCUCAUCGAGCAGUAUCAACGUGAGAUGACGAGCUUGGGUGUUCGGCGGCCUAAGUACGCCGACUACCCCUUCGCCUUCCAGGAGCAGCUCAAGGCCGACGAGGCCGCCAAAUCUAAAGCCCAGAGAAAAGCUCGUAAGGAAGAGGAAGAAGAACGCAAGAAGCCCAUCCGUCCUGAAAAGCGGCCCACAGAUCCCAUUGAGGGUGCUGUUUGGGACAUCCUCGGCAUUGUCUACAUUGAUCCUUCCGCGACCAGAACGAAUGCGCUCAUUGCUGGCGCCGUUCAGUCUCUGGGUGAGUUUUUUAUCAAGCUGAGAUCAGAAACGAACCGUUUGAAGCAGGAACUCGACCAAGCAACCAAGGAGAAGAAGCCUGAGAAGGAAAUUUCAGAGUGGAAUAGAAAGCUCGACAUCAAGAAGGAGACCUUCACUCGAGUUUGUGAAGCGGCAGCUAAGCACGGCGAUGAGGCCGUGCUGGAGAACUUUGGCGGCCAUCAGAAGGGUAUCUUGAGUCUGGUCAACAUGUUGAUAGGCGCCAUAAAGGCUGGGGAUUUCAGCGGACCUCUGCCCAAGGCCCUUCUUCGAUUCAUGUCGAACAUCAGCAUGUUCAAGAAAGUUACGGAGGCUGUCAACUUUGAGAACGUGCGGAAGCGCCUUGCUGACAAGGGCGAUGCUGAGGUCAAGGAAUUGGUCCGUACGAUAGCGUCGAGGAUUAAGAAAGACACAGAAACAGCCAAUGGGGUCGACAUCAAGAAGACAACGCCGGCUGCUCCUGUCAGCAAAGUCAUCAAGCCGGCCGCCAAGCCUAUUGAUGGCUCUCCUGCCAAGAGAGUCCGUGAUGAAGACACCGACUCUCGCGUCACCAAGAAGAUAGCCGUCGAGUCAACAACUGGCGGCAUGCUAGGCAACAAAAUCGGUGCCAAGUCCACAGGCGGAACUCUGUUAUCCAAGUUUGGUGCUGGUGCAAAGCGGCCAGCGACUACUCUUGCUAACAAAAUUCGGGCACCUAAGCCAGUUGGGACAAGAGACGCUCCCAAGGGCGAGCCUUCGAAAUCCGACGGACCCAUCACGACCACGCCCAUGGAUAUCGAUAAGAGGCCAGCAGCGUCCGCGGCUAAGCCCGAGUCGAGGGUGUCUGCUGUCAAAGCUGCUAUCUCCAGCGGCUCCUCCUUGUCCAGCAUUGCCUCUCUACUUGACUCCAUCACCGCGCCUAAGCCAGACGGCCCCUCAACACAGGCGAAGGACUCGAGCAAGAAAGAAAUUUCGGAGACACCCGAACAGAAGGCAAAGCGACUUCGCAAAGAGGCCCGCCGUCAUCUACGUGUCAGCUUCAAGCCCCCUGAAGAGCUGGUCGAGAUUCGUAUUUUCACCAAAGAAGUCGCUGAAGGCGAGGAUAAUAUGACCAAGGACGCGGCGGAUGACCGAUCUGAGGGAAUGAUGCUCAAGCAGCGUAAUUACAAUGAGGACGAUGACGAGGAGGACGAGUUGCCAGAGAAGCCCUGGACCAUGCCGGCUCUCGCCGACCUUUCUGGAAUCCCCGAAGACAUUCGCAACAAGUCUUAUGUUACUCGUGGUGGCAACGUGACUUUCCAUACGGAGGAACAGAAGGCCAUAGAGGAGCGGGAGAAGAAGGAGCUAAUGGUUACCUACAUGGAUAUUUCAGACAUUCCGCCUACGCCAAAGUCUCCUGCCCCCGAGUCCGCGACACCCGUCAGCAGCCCCGAGGGCAAAGUCUAUCAGCUGCCGCAGGGUGAGCCGAAAUACGACGAGAUCCACAAGCGCUGGAAGGAGACACAGACGUUUGGGUGGGAAGCGGCACAAUACUAUGCUCGCAAGCGUCUCGAUGCCAAGGACGACCCUGGUGCAAAGCUCAACUCAAUUCUGGGCAACCUCAAGCCAAUUGCCCCAGCCGUCGAGCCCGAGCCGUACAACAUGACACCGCCCAAGGAGAACGCGCAGCCAAUUAUUCCUUCCGCAGCGGAAAUGCAACCUGUUCCGGCAAUUCCUUUCGACGACAAAGUCAACAGUAUUCUGACAUCGGACGAGGUACAGAACUGGCGGGACUCCAACCCUUUCAGCUCGGCUGCCCCCCAGACUCAUCGACGCUACGAUUAUCCCGAUCCAACCAUUCAAGCAGCCGCCGACCAGGUCGAGGAGGCGGCCGAGACUUUGCGAGGACUGCCGUACCCGGCGACUAGUCCACCAGCAUACUUGGCGAACAACCAGGAGAGAACGAGGGAGUGGUGGGCCGGAUACCAAAAGGAUGUUACGACAAGAGCCAAGAAGGAGGCCGAGGAUGCAGCUCGCAACGCGCCCCAGACCGAGGCUCAGGCUCAGCAGCCCGCGGCGCCUGAAACUCAAGAACAACAGUGGGCAGCUUAUUAUCAGCAACAGCAACAGUACGCCCAGUACAUGGCCAUGCUACAGGGUGGGCAACCUCAGCAACCGGCUCAACCAGCACCUGCCCCGGCUCCCGCUGCACAGCCUGCACAGGACUUCCAGCUUCAAGCGAUGCUCGCCCAAAUGGGACAACAGCAGCCAGCAUCACAAGGCAACCAAUAUGGCCUCAAUCCAUCAGAUACUGGUUAUCAGCAGCUGAUGAUGCUCGCGCAGCUUCAGCAACAGCAACAGCCUCAGCAGCAGCAACAGCAAGCAUCGCCUCCGCCAGCAGCUCCACAGUCUCCGCCUGACCACGAUGCGAACUCGUACAAGCCUCCUCCUCACCUUCAGCGCCAGCUCGUAGACUACAGUGACCAGAACAGCAGAGACGAGUUCGAGCAUCACGGUGUACGCGAGCGGGAUAGGGACCGCGGCCGUGAUCGUGAAGGGAAGGGUAGCAAGCAAAGCAAAGGCCGCAAGGGCAACGCUCCUGGCGGUGCCACGCUGGCUCCUCAUCGCCCUGUCAAUCGUGCCCUCAUCGGCACCAAGCCUUGCAGCUUUUGGCAGCAGGGCAAGUGCGCUAGAGGCGAGAAGUGCACUUUCAGGCACGACAACUAG
This is a messenger RNA of Colletotrichum godetiae, 5589 nucleotides long. RefSeq lists its product as uncharacterized. The transcript has 2 exons. Bases 1 to 5589 code for a protein of 1862 amino acids. The record is from RefSeq and is a predicted model, not a curated record. NCBI's taxonomy places the organism in Eukaryota, Fungi, Ascomycota, Sordariomycetes, Glomerellales, Glomerellaceae. Gene Ontology annotation, molecular function: metal ion binding.